UUGUCCGCCUCCUCCACCAGCGCCGAGGAACCGCACCCACCGACCGGUGAGCAGCCCGAUCUCGAAGCGCAAAUUCCCCAUCAGACGGCGGCCUCUUCUCAGUCUCACUCUCAGUACGCCUCCGUUCCGCUUGCUUCACCGCCGCCCUUCACCCCGACUUCGACUACACCGCAACCUUCGAUACCAUCACCAGCACAUACCGCUCAGACCCAUCAUCAGCUCCCAACUCUGACCCUCACUCUGGGCCCUUCAGCCCAAGCCCCCACUCACGAUGCAUCUGAUCAGUCACAUCCACCUCAGUCUGCCGGCUCGACCGUCUCCGCCAUGUCCAACACCCAGACCUUGAACAACAGUUAUACUCAUAUCCAAACCCUCACCGUCCCGGGAAAUCAGUCUCAACCCGUCUCGCCGCUGUCACCUCCGGCAAUAGUACACUCUCCGGCUUCUCCGUCAUUCGUGCCGUCAGCCAUAUCCUUUGCGCCUCAAGUUCACCCUAAUUCUCCCGUACCUCAAUCUCUGAACCUCUCGGCGGCGGCCUCUCCGUCGCAAUAUCUCCCCUCACCGCUCGACUCACCCCUGCCUCUGGAUCUCGAGCGAGAAAUAUCGGACAAGGAAAAAGACAAUGUCUCCAUCCGGCCCCAGAGCGCGCGGCCCCGCACGUCCCGCUCCCGGCGUGACUCUGUCAUCGAAAAGGUCGCUUCACUCGACCCCCGGCCCUCUCGUCGGCGCUCCAGAAUCCUUGGGCCCAAGACCGGAAACAGCUUGAUGGACCUUCCUCCGGAGUUGCAGCUUCUUAUUAUCGACCAUCUCGAAUUCGGCGAGCUUGAGAACUUGCGCCGUACGUGCCGUUUCUAUCGCAACUUCCUUACGAAAAAGACCAUUCGCGACCUCUUUGGCGAGCAAUUCCGUCUCGCCUUGUUGGCGCAUUGCUACAUCUGCCUCAAGUACGAUCCGACCCGAGGGAGCUUGCUGUGGGCUGAUUACAACCACCCGCGCUACCCGCUCGCGAGCAAAUGUGUCGACUGCGCGUACCAACAAAACGAGCUCUCAGUCGGCAAGAAGGUGGCUCUGGGAAACUACGCCAGCGUGUGGAUCUGUCGGUGGUGCGGAUAUCCCGUUACUAACGCCUCCGCUCCGAACCAGCCGGAGUUCCACAAGGGGUGCUACGGGCACUACAACAAUGUGCUUCUGGUCUAUUUUGUCCUAGGCUGGAUCCAGCUGUGUCUGGGAAUCGUCGGCGGCGCGCUUUGCUGGAGGUAUUUCAAGCAGAAAGUGCUGAUCCUGGCGCCCUCCAUUGCCAACUUUAUUCUACUAUGGUGGUGCUUGGCUCUCCUCGUCGUGAGAGGCGACCACAAGCGCACAUACCACAUCUCCCUUAUCCUCGAGGCGGCGAUCCUCGGGCUAUGGUGUAUGCCACUCUACGUUUUAGUUGGCCUUAACGAGGAAGAUUUCGCCGGACUGCAAGACAGGAGAGUCACGGUGACCCUGGUCUUCGUCGUCCUGAACAUGUUCUUCCGCCUCCUCAACGUACUCGGCAACCUGAUUCUCGCAUUCGAAUGGCGUCACUUCUCCCGAAAGAAGCCCCGAUCCAUGCUCAUCACGAAAUGCAUCAACUUCGUCCUCGCAGGACUCGUAUAUUGGACCUACCCGCAGAGCAUAGAACAGGAAUACCCCGCACAGUACCACUUCUUCAACACCGGCCGCCGGCGGAUCAAGCGCAUCCUCGCCGAGCGCAACCGACAGCGGCAACAGCAGCAAAUGAUGACCAUGAUGAUUUAG
This is a messenger RNA of Colletotrichum karsti, 1779 nucleotides long. RefSeq names its product F-box domain-containing protein. The record is from RefSeq and is a predicted model, not a curated record. Lineage: Eukaryota; Fungi; Ascomycota; Sordariomycetes; Glomerellales; Glomerellaceae. Gene Ontology annotation, molecular function: protein binding. The transcript is spliced from 2 exons.